Molecule: messenger RNA, 540 nt
Organism: Gryllus bimaculatus (two-spotted cricket)
Lineage: Eukaryota; Metazoa; Arthropoda; Insecta; Orthoptera; Gryllidae
Source: the annotation of a GenBank genome assembly
UGUGGGGGAAGCGUUCUCAGCUCUGCGCUGAACUGUGACUGAGCGUGGCCUUGGUCGGGCAGGAGGCGGUGCCGCUGAAGUGAUGCCGCCGUAGCACCAAUUUGGUCGCCGGCCUAACCGUCGCGUCGUCUUGAAUGGGCCGGCGCGGUGUGGUGGACGGUGCUAAUGGAUUCAAGUGCUUUGUUAUUCCGUUUAGCACGGUGUGCUACCGGCAAUGAAGACCCACCGACUGGAAUGUUACGACGUGUGGUUGUCGCUGCGAGAUCUGAUCUACAGAAGAUGCUACGUCAUCUCAAACUGUGCAUGCAUAAGUUUAUCGACGAGGACGGGAAAUUAAAAACUAUUGAAAUCCGCCUGGGCAUCGUGAAUGCGGUGAAGUGUUUUCCAAAAGAAGAACGCGAGUGUGAUGAAAAGGAUUCAGAAAUGAUGCCAGUGCUCCCAACGGUGCAAGAGACAUUGAAAUGUGUUAAGUUUGCAAUUAGAUAUGUAGUUUUUGUGGACAAUAUAAAAUCAAAUGCGAAGAAAACACGAACAUACUGA